AUGGGGAAUAAUGGAACGAAAAUCGCCUUCGAAGUUUGUGUCGUCACUGCUGAUUAUAAUGGUGAUAGCUAUGGGCCCGGCGUCAAUAUGGUGAUGUUUGAUGAUCAAACAAGACAAUCUCCCACCAUAACAUUGGAUAACCUAUUUCAGAAUGAAGUAGAUUUCACGCUUGCCAAAUUUACUAUAGAUCUUCAGCCUUGGAGCAAGCUCAAGGUAUUAAGUUAUAUAUUUAAUAACAUAAAGGCUUUUGGAAAGCUCCAUCAUAUUGAAUUUUGGAGAACAAGUGAUAAUGGUCUUCCUUCAAAAUGGUUUCUGGAUAAAGUUAUAAUCCGGGACAGAAGGUAUGGCCUAACCGGCGAAUGGGAUUAUGCCUUCUUCCCAGUUCACCAAUGGAUUGCGAUAGAUAGCCAAUACGUUGUCCAUGAUUGCGAGUCCUGGCUCCCUAGAAGGGAUCCUUUUCCGAGUCUUCGUGAUUCCGAAAUCGCAAGAAGGAUGGAAUUGUUCUCAUUUUUCCAACGAGCCAAAGGUCUUCCAGUUGAGUGGAAUAUCGAAGAAAUAGUUUUGGAGCUAAUUGAACAGUCUGGUUUAGCUUUGGAGUAUACAAAUGAGGCUCAGUGGGAUUCUCUGGAAACACUUGGAAACAUUUAUAAAAAGUACAACAUAACGGAGCCCGUCGUAAGUUUAGCUUUGUGUACCUUUCUUCUAUCAUUAUUGGGACUUAAAUCAUAUAGGCAUGUUUGGACAUAUUCUUUUUGUCAUUAA
Protopolystoma xenopodis is the source of this 762-nucleotide messenger RNA. NCBI's taxonomy places the organism in Eukaryota, Metazoa, Platyhelminthes, Monogenea, Polystomatidea, Polystomatidae. The record is from the annotation of a GenBank genome assembly.